AUGAGUUCGAAUAACGCUAUUGUUUUAAAGAAGUAUAUUGAUCCUACUGAAGGAUAUCCCAAAAUUGGAGAACACUUCGGUUUGGAAGAACGUCCUUACAAUUUGGAAGCUGUCAAGGUUGAUGAAGAGCAUCCUUUACUUUUGAGAAACAUUUACACUUCUAUCGAUCCCUACAUCCGUAUUCGCAUGCAAAAUCCUAAGUACAAGAGUUAUUUGCCAUCCUUGGAAUUAGGACAAGCGAUUCCAAACUUAACGCUUGCUGAAGUUGUCAAGUCUGCAGUUCCAGAACACAAGACGGGUUCCCAUGUCGUUUUCUUGAGCGGUUGGGAAGAGUAUACACUUGUGCCUAAACAGGCUAUGGGCAUGGUCAAAACUAUCAAUAACGAAUACAAUUUGCCUUUGAUGACCUUCGUGGGUGCUUUGGGAAUGCCCAGUCAAACCGCAUAUGUUGGACUCAAGCAUAUUGGACAACCCAAGGCAGGUGAGACCAUUUACGUCUCUGCAGCAUCUGGUGCUGUUGGUCAAGUGGUGGGUCAAUUGGCGAAAUCUAUGGGCUUGUACGUUGUAGGAAGUGCUGGAUCGGAUGAGAAACUCGCCCAUUUGAAGGACAUUGGAUAUGAUGCAGUUUUUAACUAUAAAAAGGAAAAUGUCCAUGACGCUCUUCCUCGUGUCUGUCCUAAGGGCAUCGACAUUUACUUUGAGAAUGUCGGAGGCGAAACAAUGGACGCCGUGCUCUUAAACGCAAACUUCCACGCUCGUAUCAUUUUUUGCGGUUGCAUCAGUCAAUACAACAACCCCAAUCCUUAUGGUUUGAAGAAUUAUCCCCAACUCCUUACCAAGAGUAUUAAGAUCGAAGGCUUCAUUGUCUUCAACUUGUUGCCUCUCUACCAAGAGGAAUACUUCCGUGAAAUGCCCAAACUGAUUGCCGAAGGAAAGCUCAAAUACAAGUAUGAUGUUUACAUGGGUUUGGGUUCUGUUCCUGAAGGCUUGCUUGCUGUCCUUCAAGGAAACAACUUUGGCAAGGCACUUUCCAAGAUUGCCGAUGAGUAA
Molecule: messenger RNA, 1050 nt
Organism: Schizosaccharomyces osmophilus
Lineage: Eukaryota; Fungi; Ascomycota; Schizosaccharomycetes; Schizosaccharomycetales; Schizosaccharomycetaceae
Product: NADP-dependent oxidoreductase, implicated in cellular detoxification
Exons: 1
Coding region: 1-1050 (349 amino acids)
Molecular function (GO): oxidoreductase activity, acting on the CH-CH group of donors, NAD or NADP as acceptor
Source: RefSeq, a predicted model, not a curated record